AAACAAUAUUUUCGGCACGAAAAAAAUUAUUAAACGUAAAAUAAAAUAAAAAUUGCUACAGUAAACAAAAAUGAUGUAAAUACAUACAGUACAAAUCUUUAAAAUAUUAAUAAAUUAAGAAAGUGUUAUUUCAGUACUUUACGCCAUGCUUCAUCACGAGUAGGGGGCGGCGCGAUGCUGCCGAUCCGGUUGCGUCGCGUGAACGGCCACGAGGGGCGCGAGAAUGACGUACUCUUCCAUCCGGCGAGGCAGAAGCCGCCCAUGCCGGAGACACUGGUGUACUUCGGUGGUGAUGUUCAGGAUUACGAGGAAGUGAUGCAAACCCACCGCGAUAACAGGAACUAUGUGAAGUGGUCCCUCGAGAACACGGCGCGGAUGCUCAGCGAAAACUUCCCCACCAAACACAUCGUUGUUGUGCGACCGGCGCGGAUAGAGUACAAGAGCUUCAGUUGCUACGACAACUUCGUGCCGAGCAACAACGCGGGCGUGCCCGACCACACGCCCACGCACCACGCGCUGCACCAUUUGGAGAAGUUGCUGCAAGAGCUAAGCAUACGGGUGAAGGAGUUGCCAACACGGCAGCUGACCGAUGCGGUGAUGUGCGGCCUGUAUGCUGAUGAUGACGUGGAUAUUGAGGAACAGGGUGCAAGUAAUAACGAAAAUAAGAGCAAAUCAAACGGCGCCGCGAAAUGCGACGCAGCGGCCGGCACCAGCCUCGAGCACAAGCAGUCCCCACUUUGGUGGCGGGAUACCCUGACCCUGGACAAGAGCAAACUCAGUCUGGUCGGCUUCAGCAAGGGCUGCGUGGUGCUCAACCAGCUGAUCUAUGAGUUCCACUACACCAAGACCCUGACUCCGUGGGACAGGCACAUGUGCAGUAACCGAGCGGCGUGCGCGUGCGCGUGCGCGUGCGCAGACGUGCGCGUGCACGUGCACGUGAGCCCGUACCAGGUGGCGGACGCGGCGCGCCCGUGGAUCGGCCGCGAGGAGCGCGCUUUCACCUCGCUGCUGCACAAGCUCGGCGCCAAGAUCGAUCGAUAUUUGCACGACGACUCCACCUCCCCCCACUCUCUCAACACCCACUUUGAAGUGCUCAGCAACUUUAAGGCUGUACAAGAUUCGAGGCCCGGUGACAUGCACGACGCUUCAGAAGAUGACACUUGAAGUUGAACCAAAUUACAAAUGAAAAGGACCUCAUCCACAUCGGUUUUUAUACUUCUACAUGCUGAUCAAUAUUUGCGAAUGUCAACUCUAUUAUUGCUGUCUUACGGACUACUAUUAAAAUAGGCAAUCUCCUCUACCAAAUUUUACUGUGGUAGAUUAUAAUUAUAAAUGGAUUACUUUUCCUACGAGAGGUUUGUGUCAAUAAAUGUGUGUAGAGAAUAGAUGACUUUGCUUUUAUAUGAUGAUAAUUUUGAAGCAGUAUUUUUAUUAAAUUUAUUUUGUAAAUAAUAAAAUUAAGAUAUUUGGAGCUUCAAAACAAUUGCCAGACCAAUUUCUUUUGCUUUGACGAAAUGUCUAGUAAUAUAUGAAUUUUCUCAAGUAUUUAUAAUAUGUAUGUCGUCAAAAUAAAUGUCAAUGCAUAUUUUAGCAUAUCGCUGUAUUAAUUUAAAGUACAAAAUCUAUUUUUAAGUUAUUUAUUUAUCAUGUAAAUUAGAUUUAUCAUUACAUGUCAAAACUGAUCUCAUCUUCAUUGUAAAGUAAAAUUUAUGGAAUAAAUAUAUUUUGAACCAGAA
This is a messenger RNA of Zerene cesonia (dogface butterfly), 1736 nucleotides long. RefSeq names its product UPF0565 protein C2orf69 homolog. The transcript has 9 exons. Bases 175 to 1164 code for a protein of 329 amino acids. The record is from RefSeq and is a predicted model, not a curated record. NCBI's taxonomy places the organism in Eukaryota, Metazoa, Arthropoda, Insecta, Lepidoptera, Pieridae. Gene Ontology annotation, cellular component: mitochondrion.